This is a messenger RNA of Penicillium crustosum, 3879 nucleotides long. RefSeq lists its product as uncharacterized. The record is from RefSeq and is a predicted model, not a curated record. Bases 1 to 3879 code for a protein of 1292 amino acids. NCBI's taxonomy places the organism in Eukaryota, Fungi, Ascomycota, Eurotiomycetes, Eurotiales, Aspergillaceae. The transcript is spliced from 4 exons.
AUGGCAGACCCUACCCAAAAACUCCCUUCCCCGCCAAAUGUUCGCAGUCCGCUCUCGUCAGGCAGCGGUAGCGGAACCCCGAUAUCAUUCCAAACAAACGUGAAUCGCUCCAAAACAAAACGCUGGGUGGAAGCGAAACAAUAUUCAUAUGAUGGAGGUGACUGGGGUAGUGACGAUGAUGAAGAGGAGGAAGAGGAGGUGCCACCCGCAGUAACUCGGCCUCCCUAUGCUACCCACAACACUGCCAGUUCCUCCGAGUUGUCAUCGAGACGUUUGUCUGGCAUCGGAUUUGGAGCCGGAGCUAGUGAGCCGCAUUUGGCUGAUGGAAAAGGUAGGAGCUUUAGUGGAGGAGACCAAAAGCCCCUUCCCUUUGUAAGGCCGGCCGACCUCUAUAAACGCAUGCGCGAGGAGAAAGCGACACAGCAGUCUCCUAUCCCUGGUGGCAAUGAUUCCAAGCCUGAUGGGUUUGGGGUUCCACCUCAAACAAAUCAACAGACCCCAGAUUUGAGUUUACCGGAAGUCAAGCGCAUGUCGAGCUUUGGUGCCGAUUUCUUGGGUGGUGCAGAGUCCAACACGCCAAAGGAUAGCCCUGCAGCUCAGGAGCCUUCUCUGCACCACAACCCCUCGGCGGGAUUCAGAUCGGUAGUGAACCAAGCCUUCGAUGUCCCAGAAACUCCACAAUCUACUACCACUAGUGUCACGCGGUCGAACAGUGAUGGCACUUCGACAAUCAGCCCUAUCAUGGGCGCUCGUACUAUGACUGAUGAAAGAACACCCACCAUUCUCGAGGAGCCUAAUGAGUCGGGGACUCCGAAGGCAACUACGAAUGCGACUCCAGCGUUUAACCCUGGUCAUCGCCGGGAUCUGAGCCUUCCUAGUUCGGACAACAGUCCUUCAAGAAAACCUCAAGUCACAGAUCAGGAUACCCCAACGGCAGGCCGUGCAGAAUUAUCCUCCAUUCCUCUCCUCCCAAAUUUUUCACCAGAAUCAUCCGAUGCGGGAAUCUCUCCCCAAAAAUCAUCGAUGCAACCAUACACGAACAAUGGGCAGGAUAUGCCUGCCCCUCUCAAGUUCGGAAGCGCAUCGGGCGCUGACUCCUUCCAUGGCGAAAUCCCCACCAUCAUGGGAGCCGAAGAAUCGCCACAAAAUGCCGACAAUGAUCGUUUGAGGGAAGAGAUUAUCCGAUCAUUAAGCCGGGAAACCACCCCCAUGGACGACCUGGAGCCCAGCGACCAACCUCAAUCGCAAGCACCCGCACAGCCCGUUCCACACCAGACUAUGCUUUCUGAAAGCCAUCCAGACUGGGCUAGCCCACCUCCUUUGGCGUCUCAAGACCCUUAUGCGACCAGUCAAGGUGCGACUGGGAACUCUUCAUCCACAAUCAUUAGUCAGCCAAAGAAGCCCAAGUUAGAAAGACGAUUCUCAUGGGAAUCCUCUGAUUCGUCAGAACCAGAGCCGCCUCAAAUGCCCGGCAGCUAUUCCUCGCCCCCUCCUCUAGCCACAUCGUUAUCUAUGCAAGAGCCUGAGCCUAUACGUGAGGAGUCCGCUCCAUUGGCGUCGGAGGUGUCGCAUGACCCGAUUGCUUCUGGAGAUGAAGGGUGCACUACCCAGCGUGCCGUGGAAAGACCUCGACUUUCGAUUGUUCCACCUAUCCCAGAGAACCUUACACCACCGGAGCAAGUUAUGGGACCAGGAGCCACGCCACCUCCACAACUUCAAGUGACUUCUAACGCCGGCAGCACAUCUCUCGAUGAGUCUAAACUUUUGGGAUUCCGUGACAUUCUCGGUAUCACAUCUAUCAACCAGCGUAUCAAGUCUUUCGAGCACACCCGCGACCAGUUCGCCACCAUUGACACCGGUUUGAAUCAUUGGCUACAGUUCACGGUUCACCAUCAUCCCGAGCAUGCCGACGUGGUCCGACAGAGCCAGAAUCUCUCCCCUACCGUGCCACCAUCAGAUGCUUCCCGCAGCAGAUUCCCCAAGUUGGGCACUCUUUCAAAUCUCAGUUCCUUGAACGACGGUACUACGACUGGCGCCACUCAUAUGAGACGUCCGUCGGGCCAUAUCGGUACCGUGAUGAACAAGGAUAAAGUCGGGGAGAAAGGAAAGGAGCUCCUCCAUACUGCGGGAGCGUUUAGUGGCAAGGCAACUGGGGCAGCCAAGGGACUAUUUGCUAAGGGCAGAAGCAGGUUCCGACCCAGUGGAAGCUCUGAGAAGGUUCAGUCAACUCAAACUGCUUCUCGCCGCAGCUUUCAGUUCUCAUUCCCUUCGGGGUCGGGUGAAGCAUCUGGUAGCUCUUCUCUACGAAACUCUGUCACCUUUGGCGGCUUGCCCAUCUUCAAAUCCGAGCGAACAGGGCUCAACUCUGAUUCUGAUCCACCAGGGGUCAGUCUCUGCCUAGAUCAUCCACAGGAUGAACACGAUGCCCGCAAACCUAUCAAGGCGACCCAAUCGGGGAAUAACGACCUGUCGCACAACCGUGUUGGCAAAACAACUGUGCAACCAAAGCAAUUGUCAUCUCCCAACGGUGUCCCUCCUCAACCUGAAGUUCCGGGGAAGUCUGCCUUUGCUGGAGAUUUGGAGCAAGAGAUGAUAGCUGCGCUAGGCCUUUCACCCACAGAUUCUCAUCCUCAAAGGGCGGCAAGUACCCCAAUGGCGUUGAAUGCCCUCAGCCAAGUAAAUGGCGGGAAACAGCAAUGUACAGAGCCACUGCUACAGCCGGGAGGAAACACGACUAGCAAUCAACCCGAUGCUGAAGCGCCAGUGAAGAAAGCCCCACUUGCAAAAAAGAGCUUGCCAGUCAUUCCUGAUGAACCUUUCCACAUCCCUUUCCCGAUUAUGAACAGCCAGAAACAUCGACCAAGCAAGUCUACACCAGAGAUUGUUGCUCCGUCAAUCCGUCCAGUGCUUGAUGAAAGCCCUAAACCUCCUUCGCCUCCUCCCAAGGAUACUAAUAAUGGGCUUGCACCUCGCCAGGAUCAUAGACGUCAUUUCUCUGUCUCAACACUUGGAGCUGAUGAGCAGCCCGGACGUACAUCUAAUGAGGAACUCGACAGGGACCCCCCUUCUCCUUUGCAAGAGACAGCAAACGAGGUAGCACCAGAACCAGGGUAUGAAGACAAGGCUGAGAGUUCUAUGGAUGACCCUCCUGGUAGCUCCCACUCAUCUGUUCGAGGGAAGAAAAGGAGGUCUUUCAUACCUUUCUAUCCAUCGGGGUCCUCAGAGUUCACCAGCUCUGCUGAGGUCCUCGAAUCCAAAAGAAAAUCGAUCAGCGGCCUACCUCCAUCCGCUCCAGAUUUCCGUAGCCCCUUGAGAAAUGAAGUCAGGUACUCGCCGGGAACCCGAAGCAGCAUGCUAAGCUUUGGUAGCUUCGGAAAGCAAAGCGUCAAUGGUAAAGGAACUCGCCCGUCCACGCCUGCUAACGGUCUUUCGCAACCUUCGGAAUCCGGUUCUCCUGCAGAGAAUGGGGAGUCGACUAUUGGAAAACUCAAGGAGUUCGGGAGACGGAGACGCGCUUCAGUGGGAGAUCUUCUCUCUGGUAUUCAACUUCAAGGGUCUCAAGGCCCCCAGGGUCCCCCGGCAGCUCAGCGGAAACGAACAUUCAGCAGGAUUAGCGUGCUGUUUGGCCGGCAGGACUCUCAAGACCCGGAGAGAAAAUCGGCCGCUCACACAAGAACAAUUUCAGAGCAGCUACCGAACAAAUAUCUGCCGAAACGCCCGUCGACAAAUGGAAAUGUAAAUGCUAGUUUCGGUUCACACGAUACACCACCAAUUAUCAGCAAUCCGUUUAAGGAAAAGCCUUUACCAACCCAGCCCCCCCGAGCCCAGGGCACCUCCACCACCACCACCGAGCGACACAAACCUUCUACCGCGCGAUGA